AGUAUGGAUUUCGUGUUCGAAUCGGAAAGGAACCUCCAACAAGUCUCUUCCCCGAUACUAAACCCUUAAUUUAUAUAUUGUGUAUAUAUAUAUACCAUUCGUUGCCUCCAAUAAUUCUGUCCUUCUCUGUUUGAUUUUGACCCUCUCUCUUCUUUUCCCAGUCCUCAACCAAUCAAUUCAUCAAUCCCCAAAACCAUAAUCGAUUCCCCUUUCGUGUUUGAGAACAAUCGCAGUGGGAGUUUCGCCAUGGACAAAAACUCGUUCAAGCUUGACCAUUCUCUGGAAAGGAGACAAGCAGAAGCUGGUCGUAUCAGGGAGAAGUAUCCUGACAGAAUACCGGUGAUUGUGGAGAAGGCUGCAAAGAGCAACAUUCCCGACAUUGACAAGAAAAAAUACCUUGUCCCGGCUGAUCUGAGUGUUGGACAGUUUGUUUAUGUUGUCCGGAAGAGGAUCAAGCUCGAGGCAGAAAAGGCUAUAUUCGUCUUUGUCAAGAAUACUCUCCCUCCAACUGCUGCCGUGAUGUCUACCAUUUAUGAGGAAAACAAGGAUGAAGAUGGAUUUCUUUACUUGACCUACAGUGGAGAGAAUGUCUUUGGUUCCUUUUAAAGCAAGACUGUAAAUAGAACUUAGCAAAUGUAAAUUAUUGGCAUUAACAUGAUGAUGGAACUAAUUAUUAUUUUAUUUUAUUGAAUUUCUAGGGAUUAUAA
This is a messenger RNA of Prunus mume (Japanese apricot), 707 nucleotides long. Its product is annotated as autophagy-related protein 8C-like. NCBI's taxonomy places the organism in Eukaryota, Viridiplantae, Streptophyta, Magnoliopsida, Rosales, Rosaceae. The record is from RefSeq and is a predicted model, not a curated record.